This is a messenger RNA of Equus quagga, 856 nucleotides long. RefSeq names its product histone H2A type 1-B. Gene Ontology annotation, cellular component: nucleosome. The transcript has a single exon. The record is from RefSeq and is a predicted model, not a curated record. Bases 4 to 396 code for a protein of 130 amino acids. Lineage: Eukaryota; Metazoa; Chordata; Mammalia; Perissodactyla; Equidae. Gene Ontology annotation, molecular function: protein heterodimerization activity; structural constituent of chromatin; DNA binding.
AACAUGUCUGGACGUGGAAAACAAGGAGGCAAAGCCCGCGCUAAGGCUAAGACGCGGUCCUCGAGAGCUGGACUCCAGUUUCCAGUGGGUAGAGUUCAUCGUCUACUCCGCAAGGGGAACUAUUCUGAGCGGGUCGGGGCCGGCGCGCCGGUGUACCUGGCGGCGGUGCUGGAGUACCUGACAGCCGAGAUCCUGGAGCUGGCGGGCAACGCGGCCCGCGACAACAAGAAGACGCGCAUCAUCCCGCGCCACCUGCAGCUGGCCAUCCGCAACGACGAGGAGCUCAACAAGCUGCUGGGGCGCGUGACCAUCGCGCAGGGCGGUGUGCUGCCAAAUAUCCAGGCGGUGCUGCUGCCCAAGAAGACCGAGAGUCACCACAAGGCUAAGGGCAAGUGAAGCUUUUAAGCAGCCCUCCAGUUCACGAAAUCAAAGGCUCUUUUCAGAGCCACCCACUUAUUAUGGAAAGCGCUGCAAUACUUAUGUCAGGGAUACAUUUUUAGAUUUCAAGAAGUUUCAUUUGCCUGUUAGUCAUACUAGCCUGUCCGUAAGAUUUUUUUUGUUUAAAAAUGGACAAUUGGUGCUCCCAUCCUUGCCGCAAAGAAGUCGCUUCACUUUCUAAGCUGUUGUUCACAUACGCACUGUAAAAUGUUUGAAAACCUUCUGAAACGAUUUCGGGCGUCCUCAAGAAAACAAUAGAUUUAUAGACCCACAAAAAAUCUGUUGGAGUUGCAAUUCUGUGUCAGGUCAUAACUUAGGGCUGUAGGCUAUGUAAAUGACAGAAUGGUAGGAAUCGAGACCAUAAUGUCAAUUUGGUGACAGGUUGUCUUGUGUAUAUGUCCACUGUGUAUAUACAUAU